AUAAAGUUUUGGGGAUAGCCUCGCACUGCUGAAUGUGCAGCGUGGUUCUGUGCUAGCCAGCGGAGCCACGGCGAAGAAAAUACGUCUAAUUUACUUGAGAGAGUUUAAAUUAAGGAAUUUUCAUGUAAUACUAUUACUAAUAGUUUUUAGUCUGAUGUCUCAGUAGCGAUUCCCAGCCGGUAAUGAGAUUUGCAAGUUUUUGUUUCCUGUUGGCCCACCUGGCAGUAUCUCCAGUCUACUCUGUCCGCAUGUUUGUGAGCUUCGGCCAUUCCCUCACUCUUCCCUGCCAUGGAGCCCCCAGCAGGGAUGUGGAUUGGUUGUUUCAGCAGGAUGAGCUUCCUGACUGGCUGCAUGUGGCCGUACUCUACACCAGAGCCUUUUCAUCUGGAAACGGCUUCCAGGGACGCGUGGAAUCCUUCCACCUAACAGAGCCGGGAAACUACAGCCUCACCCUCAGUCCCGUGGUGUACAGUGACCUCGGCAUUUACAAAUGCCAGUACAAGGAUGAGACUGAGAUCCCUCUCUCAGAUGUGAAACUAGAAAUUAGAGUCCCAUCAAAUGUUUCCAUAGCGAUGGGAAUGUCCGCCAGUCUUCCUUGCUUUGGGAAAAUUAACACACAAGCACGUGCUGAUGAUCUGGAUAUCCUCUGGAUGAGAGGUGGAGAGAACGUUUACCAGCGCCAUAAGAACACCAUCACAUAUGGGCCCGGGUUCGAGAACAGAACUUCAGUUUCCCCAGAACAAGCCCUCUAUGGAAACAUGUCUUUAACCAUCAGACAGGCAUGGUUUUCAGAUGAAGGCGACUACCAGUGCUUCUACAGCAGUCCAAAAGAGAGUGGGAAUCCAGAUUAUGCCAGUCUCUUUGUUACAGCCCAGCUGGCAGUAUCUCCAGUCUACUCUGUCCGCAUGUUUGUGAGCUUUGGCCAUUCCCUCACUCUUCCCUGCCAUGGAGCCCCCAGCAGGGAUGUGGAGUGGCGGUUUCAGCAGGAUGAGCUUCCUGACUGGCUGCAUGUGGCCGAACUCUACACCGGAGCCUUUUCUUCUGGAGACGGCUUCCAGGGACGGGUGGAAUCCUUCCACCUAACAGAGCCGGGAAACUACAGCCUCACCCUCAGUCCUGUGGUGUACAGUGACCUUGGCAUUUACAAAUGCCAGUACAAGGAUGAGUCUGAGAUCCCUCUCUCAGAUGUGAAACUAGAAAUUAGAGUCCCAUCAAAUGUUUCCAUAGCGAUGGGAAUGUCCGCCAGUCUUCCUUGCUUUGGGAAAAUUAACACACAAGCACGUGCUGAUGAUCUGGAUAUCCUCUGGAUGAGAGGCGGAGAGAACGUUUACCAGCUCCAUAAGAACACCAUCACAUAUGGGCCCGGGUUCGAGAACAGAGCUUCAGUUUCCCCAGAACAAGCCCUCUAUGGAAACAUGUCUUUAACCAUCAGACAGGCACGGUUUUCAGAUGAAGGCGACUACCAGUGCUUCUACAGCAGUCCAAAAGAGAGUGGGAAUCCAGAUUCUGCCAGUCUCUUUGUUACAGGCCACCCACCCCAGAACCUCACAGUGAAGGCUGGUGGUUUGCUCUCCAUUCCGCUCUAUGCCACAGACCCAGUGAGGGUAACAUUCAGUGCAGGCCUUGGUUCAGAUGAGGUGCUGAUAUUCAAUGCAAAUAAAGGCCCAGCCAGGUAUGGGGAGCGUUGUGCUCAGAGAUGUGUGCUUCUGGCCCAGAACUACACCCUUUUGCUGAGGAGUGUGACACUGGAGGAUGCCGGAGUCUACAAGGUGACCGAUCCUGAGACUAAGAAGACCAUCGGCUCAGUCUCUCUGCACGUCUCAGCCCCUCCUCUCUCUACUGGAGCAGUGGCUGGGAUAGUGCUGGGAGUGCUGGUGGUGGUGCUGCUGGUGUUGGGGGCCUUUGCUUUCUGGAAGUACCGCAAAGAACAAAAGCGAGCAGAGCCUGUAGUCCGUUACCAAGCAGUCGGUGCUGAAGAUCAGAACAUAUCCAGCAGCAGAGCAGCAGACCCUUCUCCCACCAAUCCCCAUCUCCUCGUGUCAGAAUCGGAUCCUUCUCCCACCAAUCCCCAACUCCUCAUGUCCGAAUCGGGUCCUUCUGCCAAUGAACAGAGUGGUCAGACCUGAUUGAAAUGCAUGAGAAAAAGUCUUAGAGCGUGGAACUGCUAUGACAAUGUGCUGUACCUGUAGGGGAAUCUGCUGGUAUGAAUUUUAUUGGAUCUGACCAAACACGGAGAGGGACAGAGUGGAAGGGACAGACGCCCCUUCACCAAAAUUUCUAUUGGUAUUGAGUUUGUAGUGAGCAUACACACAUACCUCAGACACACCGACACAGGCCCCCCUCAGUACUGUGGUGGAAAUUACCUUAAUUUCCCCCGGUUUUUAAGAAGAGUCCAACAGACGUACACACAAUAUUCAGUUCAGAUACCUUUAUUCGGGCGAAUAGGAGAAUCCACACAGCGCCACAACACGUCUGUAUGAAAGCUCUCAGAACAAGUGAAAAGCCAUUCAUUUUAUACAAUUAAAAGUAGGUGAAAGGCAGGUUCUGGAAUUUUCGCAAAACCUGUCUGUCUCAAACUGUUUUGCAGCUUGUCUAUGAUUGGUUAAAAACAUUGGAUUUCUGAGAUACAGACUUGUUUAGACAUUCUGACUUCUUCAAGGCUAUCAUGUCACAGUGACUAAAACAAUGGAGAAAUACAGAGACAGUUUUCUGGGGAAAAUAGGAACACGCACGGGAGGGGCUAUGCAUUCCCAACAAUUCUCAGUUAGACAGAAAAUAAAUUUAAAAUGAUUUCUUAAGGUUAUAUAAAAGCGAGUAAAUAUGUAACAGUAAUUUCUUAUUUUUCCCUUACAGUACGCUCACUAAAUUCACAGACCUCCCAUUUUUAAUUGUGUUCCUCCACUUUAGCCUAUCUAGACAAAAAAUGCAACAAAAGAUACCUCGGUACCAAAAUAGAAAUCCCAGGUGUAAAAGCCAAACUCUCCCUCUGACACACCUCCUCCAAUAAACAAAAAACCAACCUGGCACAGUUUGAGAGGAGGAGAAUGAAAUUUACUAGUUCAUUUUAAAUAUGCUUUAUUUAAUUGACAUGAUUCUCAAUAAAUACAUGCGAAGAGUAUUUCUGGAAAAAAUACAACAAACUGAUAUAAAAAUGCAAUAUUUUUUAUAUAAUAUAUAUAAAAACAAAAUUAAUCUCAAAAUAGUGCCAAAGAUCCAGUUGCCAAAGAUCCAUCAGAACUGCACUGUUGGGUCAAUCAGUUGCCACUUUGACAAAUUAGACUUUUUGUAACCAGCUCUAAACUUUAAAGUUGUUUUGAGCUUCAAUCAGCACGUUUUAGUUUUCCAACCCCUUAAAUAAUGCUUUAGGUCUUCUUCAAUCAACAUGACAGUGAAGGAUGGUCUCCACCAUUCCACAAAAAGGACAAUGACCAAAACCUUUUGGAUUAAUCACAGAAUUAAAAUAUUAACAGCAAUAGUACCAUGUAGGAUUCUCCACUGGAGAUCACCUGAUGUUCUUCUGAGGGGCUUUAUAAAAAAAAAAAACAUAAGCCAGUCAUAUUUCAAAUUAAAAUGCAAAUUGUAAAUUGCAUUUCAUUUUCAUUUGAUGUGCACAAAAAUCAAGACAUCAUUCAAAUAUAAAUGCAACAGCCUAGUUUCCGUUUUCUCUAUUAACUUAAUGUAGGGAUAAUGCUUCCAUACCACACUGGUUUAACACUACCUGGAUGUAGGUUUUCCUCUCAGUGUCUCUUCUUCAAUUUAAUUAACCAUUUGAAGCCUUUACACAACAUCUUUUCAGUGCCUUACUGUUCAAUAAGUAUGUACAGAUCUGGAUUUUUUACACUCUUACAUUCGGGCGCAGGUCCCGUUAGACCAUCUAAGUCUGAAGUCAAACCAGGUUCAGGAAAGGGCUCAUCCUUAAUAGUUCCUGCAGUUCAGUUCUCAUCAAACGUCCUGGUUUUCGUUCCAAGGCCUCACUGAAUUAAAGUGAAAUUAAGAAACCUUCCAGUUGAAGCAAAUGCAGUGUUACGUCUCGCUUGGUCCGGCUCGUUUAUAAUAAACGCUCGAACCAAACACAAA
Messenger RNA from Anguilla anguilla (European eel), 4077 nucleotides. RefSeq lists its product as uncharacterized. The coding region runs from base 183 to 2126 and encodes 647 amino acids. The record is from RefSeq and is a predicted model, not a curated record. Gene Ontology annotation, biological process: cell surface receptor signaling pathway; cellular response to lipopolysaccharide; T cell costimulation. Gene Ontology annotation, cellular component: external side of plasma membrane. Lineage: Eukaryota; Metazoa; Chordata; Actinopteri; Anguilliformes; Anguillidae. The transcript is spliced from 7 exons.